This is a messenger RNA of Prosopis cineraria, 1633 nucleotides long. RefSeq names its product formamidopyrimidine-DNA glycosylase. Gene Ontology annotation, cellular component: nucleus. Gene Ontology annotation, molecular function: damaged DNA binding; DNA-(apurinic or apyrimidinic site) endonuclease activity; oxidized purine nucleobase lesion DNA N-glycosylase activity. Lineage: Eukaryota; Viridiplantae; Streptophyta; Magnoliopsida; Fabales; Fabaceae. Gene Ontology annotation, biological process: base-excision repair. The record is from RefSeq and is a predicted model, not a curated record.
CAAAAACGAAGAAGCGAGAGCACAAGGUUGCUGCUUGCUUACGCGGAGUCCCAGACACUGUUUGACUGGAACCAUCCUGACCCCGAGAACGCGGGAAAACCCACUUGCUGACACCUGAAGCUCGGGAGUUCCAAUGCCGGAACUGCCGGAGGUAGAGGCGGCUAGAAGAGCAGUGGAGGAUAACUGUAUCGGCAAGAAGAUAAAGAAGGUGAUUAUUGCCGACGAUUCCAAAGUCAUCGAUGGAGUCUCUCGCUCGGAGUUCGAGGCUUCCCUCUCGGGAAAAACUAUCGUCGCAGCUCGUCGUAAGGGCAAGAACAUGUGGCUCGAGCUUGAUUCCCCACCAUUUCCUUCGUUCCAAUUCGGAAUGGCUGGUGCUAUAUACAUUAAGGGUGUUGCAGUUACUAAGUAUAAAAGAUCUGCUGUAAAUGAUGCGGAUGAGUGGCCUUCCAAAUAUUCAAAGUUUUUCAUUGAGCUGGAUGAUGGCUUGGAGUUGUCCUUCACUGACAAAAGGCGGUUUGCUAGAGUUCGCCUUCUCAAUGAUCCAACAUCAGUGCCCCCCAUAUCGGAGCUCGGUCCUGAUGCACUUUUGGAACCUAUGACACUUGAAGGAUUGACUGAGUCUUUGCGAAAGAAAAAAACUGAAAUCAAGGCUUUAUUACUUGAUCAAAGUUUUAUUUCGGGUAUUGGAAAUUGGGUUGCAGAUGAAGUUCUGUACCAAGCAAGAAUUCAUCCAAGGCAGACGGCUUCUAGCCUGUCCAAAGAAAACUGCUCAACUCUGUGCAAGUGCAUUAAAGAGGUCAUUGAGAAAGCAGUUGAAGUUGGAGCUGAUAGUAGCCAGUAUCCUGCUGGUUGGAUAUUUCAUUCACGUGAAAAGAAGCCGGGCGAGGCUUUUGUUGAUGGGAAAAAAAUUGAGUUUACCACAGCAGGAGGCAGGACGACUGCUUAUGUCCCAGAGUUGCAAAAGCUAAGUGGGUCACAGAAUGUAAAAGAAGCUGGCAAACCUAAAAGGAGAACUUUGAAGAAAAAAGAAGAUGACGAGGAUGGCGGUGACACUGAGGAACCAGCAAAAGAAGAGAAGAAUCUGGGAAGUCUGAAAUCAAAAAAAGGAACAAAGGCUGGAGGCAAAGGCAGGAAGCAAUCCAAGAAGAAUAAAUUGGAGGAAAGUGAUGACGACGAGGACAGCAAUGAUGAUAAUGAUGAGAUUGGUGCUGCUGCUGCUGAUGAUGAUAAUGAUCAAACUGAAGAGAAGAAACCAAACCAGGUGACAAAAAGUAAACAGGCCAAGGGCGAGAAGAAAUCAAACAAAAGAGCUCAUGCUAGUCAAAAUAGUAAGAAUGCAAAAAGGAAGGUUAAGUAGUAGCAUGCUUUUGGCAUGUUUAGUUGUUUUUCCAUCUGCCACAAAGAUACUGUGGAACAAUGGAAGGAGAUGAUGGCUUAUGCUGUUUCUGUAUCUUACUGUCUCAUUCUGUCUUUAUAUGAUCAGUAGACUGACAGUGCUUCUGUUUAUCAUGUUUAUGCUGCUGUUUUGGCCUAAUGUUAUUUCAUGAAUGGAAGGUGGUGAUGCCUUCAGUUUUUGUAACUUAUAUUGAUGUAAAUGUUAGUUCUUUGUUAAUCCUGUGUGUUUGCUUGAAAA